Symbiodinium sp. CCMP2456 is the source of this 962-nucleotide messenger RNA. The record is from the annotation of a GenBank genome assembly. Lineage: Eukaryota; Dinophyceae; Suessiales; Symbiodiniaceae.
AUGGAUGCCCCGCCGCCGCCGCCGCGGCGGCGUCUCGGCCGGCACGAUGCGGCCGAGGAGACCACGACCGAACCCCGACGGCGGCUGAGACGCCCAAAGGAUCCGAGUCGGAGCCCAGGGAGGACCGAGGCAAACAGCCCCGAGGUGUCCCAGGACCCAGAGGAGCCUUCCGAACCUUCAGAGACGGUCGAGGCGGUCGCCUCCAUACCCAACGAGAGGGCGGCGCAAGUUCCGCCCCUCCCCCUGGCAGACUUGUUUCCGUUCCCGGAUGAAACCUCGGAGUUGCCGGUGCCGAUACCGAUCAGCCCUGGGCCCUCCGCGUCCAGCGCGGAGGCCUCCAGCAGCUCGCAGAGAAGUCCGGCUGAGGCGCGAGAGGCGCCUGACACGCCCCGGGAGGAAGCCGAGGAGGCGGUGAUCCAGAUAUGGUCCGAGGCCGGCGAGGAGCCUGUUGUGGUAGCCGGGCCCGGGAGCAGCGGCGAAAGCCAAAGCGCCGGCGAAGGCGGCAGCGAAGCUGCAGAUGCCGGCACUCCACAAAAGGAGAUUCCCCUGGAUGCAACUGCUUCCCCCACUUCCGGGAGUCAGGAGAAUCAGGACGGAAUGCGCAGCUUUCCGCCCCAGUGGCCGGGUACGGCGACAGAGAUUCUCGCUAAACCGGUGCAGAGCCAGCCCUUCGUGAAAGAGAGACCAGUGGAGCGAGCUGUCAAGAGACCCGUCUGCCUGAGCCCGUGCUGUGCAAGCUUCCCUUGCUGCACGGCGCACUGUCCGAUUACCUUCUGUUUGCUGGUCUUCCUGGGCAUGUUCACGACCUUUGGGGUCUUCUGGCGGGAGCUGGCGGGCAUCAACAUCGUUACGGACACCUCUGUGUUCCUAGAGGCGGACAGCCGCUCCAAUGCUAUCCGGGCUGCAUAUCUGCAGGCCUACAAUCAACGUGAGCCCACCGCCCGCCGCCUUGGCUCAAGAAG